UAAAAGUUUUAAAAGAGCAAUUUGUUGUUAUGUCGCAUUUAAACAAGAGUUUGAACGAAUCCUUUUGUAUUAUCGAGUUGUCAUUUUAGCUAAAAUAUGUAAACUAAGCAAAUGAAGUAAGUAUAGCAAAAUAUUAAAGUCUAAAGCUGGCUUCAACUGCAAGUUGUCAAUUAAUAGAAUAUGGCAUCAUCAAACGAACUAACAAAAUGUGUUCUUUUGCAUUGUGACAAGACUCUUGAGAACGAAACAGAACGCUUUGCUACUACGCUACGCUCAAAAUGUGGACACCUUCUCUUAGAGACUUUAGAGUCGUUAAUUCUUAAAGCCAAAGGUAAAGACCAAGAGCAAAAAUUGGAUAAUGUUAUCAACAAAUACGCAGAUAAAGUUAUUAUUGUUUGUUCGCCAAUACUAUUUCAGUUUAUAGACAAAAAGUCAAUUGAGAACAUUACUGAUUUUUUUAAAGCAAAUGAAAAGCUGUGCAGAAAGCAUUUGUUAGAAUUGCUUAAAAAAGAUUCAAAAAAAAGAGGAAAGUUAGUGUUAAUAUCGUUUAACGUUAUCCAAGCGUUUUCUAAAGAGGUGCAACAAACUUCUGUCAUUACAAAAGGCGACGAUGAUUCCUUGUUUAUAAAUAGAGUACUUUCAGAAAUUAUAAAAAUAAAAUAAGUUCAUAGAACUAUAAUAACAAAAUAUUUAAAAAUGAUAAAAAAAUGUUUAUGCACGGUUAAAUAUAUUACAAAAACAAA
Molecule: messenger RNA, 743 nt
Organism: Hydra vulgaris (swiftwater hydra)
Lineage: Eukaryota; Metazoa; Cnidaria; Hydrozoa; Anthoathecata; Hydridae
Source: RefSeq, a predicted model, not a curated record